Molecule: messenger RNA, 671 nt
Organism: Aspergillus vadensis CBS 113365
Lineage: Eukaryota; Fungi; Ascomycota; Eurotiomycetes; Eurotiales; Aspergillaceae
Exons: 2
Coding region: 82-513 (143 amino acids)
Source: RefSeq, a predicted model, not a curated record
GUUUCCCGUUCCCUUCCGUUUUCGAAAGAAAGGAAUUUAAACCAUGGAAUUGGGGGACAAACCUUACAUUUCCCGGCUGUUAUGUUUCCCCCCACCUUUUACGGUUCGAGUUUUUGCUUGCUUGGCUCGGAUCGGGUUUUUUUGUGUGAGGCAGAAAACGGGAUAUCAUGCGGGAUGGUGUUGUUGUUGCUGUUUGUCGUUUUAACGGUUGUACUUAUUGGGGUGAGGGAGAGAAGAAGAGAGAGAUCUGGUGUGGUGGUCCCAUUCCACCACUGCAGACAAUUCAAUCAAAUAAAGAGGAUGGUUUGGGUUGUUUACAGUGGCUGUGUUUGGAAAUUAUGGUGCAAUGCUGGCCCCGGUCUUAGGCUGUUAUUUAGUAUAAGCCUGGACUAUCUUAAAUAUCACCCAAUUUCUUUUUUUGUCGUCAGCCCUGUCAUUAUAAGGUUGUAUUGGACGUCCGUGCGUUUGUAUGCUAAUACAACGCACGUUCUCAUAACGGAUGAACCGUUGUAGAUGACUGAUAUACGCGGCUAUGGUAAGUAAUAGCAUCUGGCAAUCAGUCUGACCAUCCCUCUCGUAGAUCACCCGCCAUCCCGUUUCAUUCUCACCCCACUCGCUGUCGCCUAUCCGUCAUAUUCCUCCGUCCAGCCUGAUCGCUCAAUCCGUUCCGU